This is a messenger RNA of Xenia sp. Carnegie-2017, 528 nucleotides long. Its product is annotated as THAP domain-containing protein 5-like. NCBI's taxonomy places the organism in Eukaryota, Metazoa, Cnidaria, Anthozoa, Malacalcyonacea, Xeniidae. Bases 8 to 451 code for a protein of 147 amino acids. The record is from RefSeq and is a predicted model, not a curated record. The transcript is spliced from 2 exons.
CACAAAAAUGCCAGAUCGAUGUGUAGUUUUUGGUUGUUCUAACGUAGCCAGUUUGGAGAAAGGCAUUUCACUUCAUCGCAUACCAUUUUUUAACGACGAAAGAAGCGAAGCUAAGCGUAGGAGAAAGCGAUGGGUCAACUUUGUGAAAGCUACUCGCGAUAAGUGGGUCCCCACAAAGAAUUCCGCAGUUUGCUCGGAACACUUCACAAAAGAUUCGUUUUCUCGGCAAUUCGGCUCGCUUUCUGAAUCAGAAAGUAAUUUUGCACCUCGACUCAUUCGAGAUGAGUUCGGAAUCGUUGCUUACCCGAGCAUUUAUCCUCGAAAAGAUGACAAUGAACUUACAACAAGAGAUCGCAGAAUGAUGAAAAGAAAGUGGAUGUCUGAUUAUAAAAGAGAGGUUGAAUCAGAAAAUAUUCCAAGUACAAGUAGCGAACCUCAAGAGCAAAUAUAAGAAACAACUUGUGAUGAGCCUGUAUUAGAGAAAGUAAACUUAUAUGAUUAUUACGCCACUGCUGUAAAGGUUAACGU